AUGGGUGACGCUCAAAACCUUCAGUCAUGGGAAGUCAAGGCUUCUUCAGCCAGAGAAAGACGCGAUGCCGGCCUGGCCAAAGUUGAGCCCAAGCUAGAGGGCAUCCCUGAUCAACUACCCCUCAGCUCGCAAGAUCUGCCAAAAGGGGUGUUGACAGCCCGGGAAAUCGAAAUCACGGAGAAAUACUCUGUUACCGAAUUGUUGAAGAUUCUUCGUGAAAGGAAAAUCUCCGUCGAGGAAGUAACGCGGGCAUUCUUGCGCAGAGCGGCGGUGGCCCAGGUUGCUGUCAACUGUCUUACUGAGCUGCUAUGGGAUCAAGCGAUUGCUCGUGCAAAGCACCUUGAUUCCUUGCCAGAACCCAAAGGCACCUUUUUCGGUCUUCCCAUCUCAACAAAGGAGCAUCAUGGCAUGGUUGGCGACAACGUGACCACCAACGCCUCCUAUAUCGGCUGGGUUGGCGAUAAACACGGUUCAAAUCUUCUCUACGACAUCUUGUAUAGUGAAGGAUGCGUCUUCUACGCCAGAACCACUCAGCCUCAAACGAUCAUGCACUUGGAGACGAGCAGCAAUGUGUAUGGAGUUACCGUUAACCCAUACAACCGUACUUUGACUCCAGGAGGAAGCUCCGGAGGUGAAUCUGCUCUCGUUGGUAUGCGCGGCAGCCUGUUGGGUGUUGGCGGUGAUAUUGGAGGCAGCGUUCGAUGUCCAUGCGCCCAUGUCGGUAUAUAUGGCUUCAAGCCAAGCUCUAAACGCAUUUCUGUCUUUGGACAGAGGGCCAAUAUGGCCGGCAAGGAAACGAUUCUCUCUACUCCCGGGCCCAUGACGGUAGAGCGUGACGUACUAGAAUUGUUCAUGAAAACCGCCAUUGCUGCUGAGCCAUGGCGCCACGACCCAUCUCUUACCGUCAAGGAGUGGAAGCCAUAUCACUUCACAAAGCCGCUCAAGAUUGCCGUCCAGUGGUGGGAUGGCGUUGUGAAGCCGCAUCCUCCCAUGCUACGCGCACUAAAAGAAGUUGCCGACGCGUGUCGAAAGGCUGGUCACGAGGUUGUCGACUGGAACUGCGAAUCACUUGGCCAUGAUGAAGCCUGGGACAUCAUCUCGGGACUCUAUUGGCCCGACGGCGGCAAAGAGGUUCUCAGUUUGAUCAAGGGAGCUGGAGAGUCGGUCUUGCCAUUGACCAAAUUCAUUAUCGAGGAGCAGCCAAAUGUCAAGGACAGGACAGUGGCUGAGCUUUGGGAGUUGACCGCUCAACGAGAUGCCUACCGCGCAAGAUAUGCCAAAGCCUGGACAGCCACCGCAGCCAACGGCGAGAGAGAAGUCGACGUCAUUCUGUGCCCUCCUUCAUUUGGAGCUGCUGCUCCUCUCGAGCAGUCGCGGUACUGGGGCUACACUUCGCAAUGGAACCUCCUGGACUACCCGGCCGUUGUCUUCCCCGUCACCACCGUCGACCAGGUCAAGGAUGUCAAGGAUACAAGCUACGUACCCAAAAAUGAGCAAGAUCGAUUCGUGUAUGAUAUGUACAGCCCGGAGAAGUACGUCAAUGCACCAGUGAGCCUGCAGAUUGUUGGCAGGCGACAGUACGAUGAAAAGGUUCUCGCCGCACUGGUAGAAGUUGAGCGUGCUAUGGGAAGACCUUGA
Trichoderma gamsii is the source of this 1638-nucleotide messenger RNA. RefSeq lists its product as hypothetical. Lineage: Eukaryota; Fungi; Ascomycota; Sordariomycetes; Hypocreales; Hypocreaceae. The record is from RefSeq and is a predicted model, not a curated record. The coding region runs from base 1 to 1638 and encodes 545 amino acids. The transcript is spliced from 5 exons.